GUAAAUCGAAAGCUUAGGCAAACCACUGAUAAAAACUCGAUAAAUUCAUAAAUCAUGACUAGCCAAUACUUAAAGAUGAACAAACACCGAAUGGACAGCUUUACAGAGCUGAAGCUAUUGAAAGAGAUUAUGUUGUACGGUGAAACUAAAAAUCCGGAAAAACUGGAGAAAUACGUCAACCUGGGCGACGUUCUGAUCAAACAGCUUUUCCGGGUACCGAGAAUCGACCGAGGCACUCAGACCAACUGGAAGUGGAGGAUCAUGGCCGAGCGUUGGGGAAAUGCCAGAAUUAUUCAGCCAAAGGUGAGGCUGGUCUAUAUCCCAGAGACGUCUCCGGAAAUUGCGACGGAAAUUGUGGCGAAGGAACCAAGUGCAGUGGUUAGUGUUUACGACAAGACAUCAGUACUACCGUUUCAAAAUUCGUCAGUAGAGACUGCGAACUUUGAGAACGUGUUACAUGAGGUUGCCAAAAAAUUGAACACAGAGGACCGCCCCACCCCAGUAAUAGAAGAAGACUCGCCCUUGGGUAAAGCUAAAACUGCAUUGAAUAAAGUCCUAGAGAUCCGAAACCUUCGCACAGCACGUGACUGCGACAAGAUCGUCGACACCAGCGACCUUGACUUUGACCCCUUCGACCCCCGCAUCAACCAGCGCUGCCUCUACAACAACCUCAAGCACCGCAGCCCUGCCGCCCCUCACGACACCACCAAAGUCUUCGGACGACGCCGAUCUUCAAUCAGACCCUCGCGACCAGAAAGCAGACGACGAAUCAGCUCGAUCAAAAACAGUUCCGGUAUCUCGGAAGAGGCGGGCCAGCCUGCGCAGGUACCAAAAACCGAUGCAGAGCCGGUUCCCCGGGAGAGGCAAGGUUCCGGUGCCAGCACCAGAAAAGCCUCCAGACAAAACCGCUUGUCUUUUGAGGAAAAGGACGCUAGCGGUCAGCAAACGGACGCUAGCGAUCAGAAAAAGGGCGGCAAAACUCGCCGACGCUCCUCCCAGAAGGUGCCUGCUCAACAAGGUAAAAGUGAGAGCAUGGCGAAACUAGAGGAGGGCGCCAUCACACAGGAGGUUGAGGAGCUACAGCCGGAGACUGCUGACGGGGCUGUAGCCUUACCUGAUUAGGCUAUUGAAGGAAGCGUUAGAUUUAAUUAACGGACAGUUGACGGGGUGUAGCUUUACCUGAUUAGGCUAUUGAAGGAAGCGUUAGAUUUAAUUAACGGACAGCUGACGGGGUGUAGCUUUACCUGAUUAGUCUAUUGAAGGAAGAGAUUUAAUUAACGGACAGUUGACGGGGUGUAGCUUUACCUGAUUUGUAUAUUGAAGGAAGCGUUAGAUUUAAUUAACGGACAGCUGACGGAGUGUAGCUUUACCUGAUUAGUCUAUUGAAGAAAGAGAUUUAAUUAACGGACAGUUGACGGAGUGUAGCUUUAC
This is a messenger RNA of Physella acuta, 1431 nucleotides long. RefSeq lists its product as uncharacterized. NCBI's taxonomy places the organism in Eukaryota, Metazoa, Mollusca, Gastropoda, Physidae. The record is from RefSeq and is a predicted model, not a curated record.